GUGACGUGUGUCAAAAUGGCGGAAUUUGAUAUUGGAAAGCAUUGUAACAUCGAAUCCUGCAAUCAAAAAGACUUUCUUCCAUUCGUCUGUGACAGUUGCUCCGGAGUGUUCUGUCUUGAACAUAGAAGCAGAGACUCCCACUGCUGCCCUGAGGUUUCAGUAAAGAGGGAGGUCUCUGGGUCUGGGGCCAGUACAUCAUACCCAUGCACAUUUGACAACUGCAAAGGCAGGGAGCUGCUUCCUGUUAUCUGCCCAGAGUGUCAAAAACACUUCUGCCUUGCUCACCGGCAUCAGGAUGAUCAUAAAUGUGAGAAGAUGGAGACACCCAGGCCUCGUAUGGCAGCUACACAAGAACUUGUGCAAAAGAUAGUAGAGUCCAAGAAGAAUGCACCAAAAACUAAAGGCAGAAAAGGGGCAAAAAAUAGCUCUACAGCUGCUAAAGUUGCCCUUAUGAAGCUUAAGCUACAUGCAUCUGGAGACAAAGGACUGCCCCAGACAGAGCGGACGUAUUUCCAGGUGUUUUUACCAAAGGGGGCUCCCAGUUCCACUUUGCCCAUGUUCUUUAGCUCGAAGUGGAGUGUGGGUAAAGUGGUGGAUUUCGCUGCAUCUCAGGCUAGUCUGAAGAACAGCAACAACAUGCUCACGGCCAUGAAACUGCGUCUGUGUCAUCCUGAAACCGGCGAGGCCCUUAAAAUGGACGCCAGUCUCCAGUCACUGCUCUCUCUCCCAGACCUUCCUCUCUACAAUGGGGGCAAUGUCAUCCUGGAGUAUCUAGAUAGUGAAAGCUCUGGGGUGGAGGAUGUGGCUGCCUACAUCCCACCCUCCUGAUCCAGCGGCACCCGAGGACGCAUACAUAGGAGCAGGCAUGUACAGCCUGACUGGUGUGUCCUCCUUCAGUCAGUGGCCGGCUUCACCCCACUGCUGAUACAGGAGGAAACAGCUUAAAA
Molecule: messenger RNA, 947 nt
Organism: Electrophorus electricus (electric eel)
Lineage: Eukaryota; Metazoa; Chordata; Actinopteri; Gymnotiformes; Gymnotidae
Gene: zfand1
Product: zinc finger, AN1-type domain 1
Biological process (GO): cytoplasmic stress granule disassembly
Cellular component (GO): cytoplasmic stress granule; cytoplasm
Molecular function (GO): zinc ion binding
Source: RefSeq, a predicted model, not a curated record